Messenger RNA from Ceratitis capitata (Mediterranean fruit fly), 3257 nucleotides. RefSeq names its product ras guanine nucleotide exchange factor V. Lineage: Eukaryota; Metazoa; Arthropoda; Insecta; Diptera; Tephritidae. Gene Ontology annotation, cellular component: nucleus. The coding region runs from base 45 to 3080 and encodes 1011 amino acids. Gene Ontology annotation, molecular function: protein dimerization activity; DNA-binding transcription factor activity, RNA polymerase II-specific; RNA polymerase II cis-regulatory region sequence-specific DNA binding. The transcript is spliced from 11 exons. Gene Ontology annotation, biological process: regulation of transcription by RNA polymerase II. The record is from RefSeq and is a predicted model, not a curated record.
AAAGCGAAUUCGAUUUCUUAGAAUGGUCACCGUUAAACGAUCGUAUGUUGAUGAUACCAGACGAUUGGACAAAUGAUACACUAUUCUCUUCGAUUAAUGGACCGUUCCCAUUUCCGGAUCCACGAGAAAUAGCAAGAGGUGCGGGUAUAGCCGAUUUUAUACAGCCAGGACUGGGAUCUCUGCAACCUAAUAUCGACGAUAUUGAUCUAACAUUUGAUGAGCUGCUACAGCCAACUCGUUUGCCGCCAGUGCCAGAGGAAGGCACUGACGAAAUGCUUAAAAAUGUGGAAUAUAAUCUAUCCGCAAUUAUGGGUUCCGAUCAGUUAGCGACGAACAAUAUGGUCGGUGUUGGUGGAAAUACCUCGAAUGCACUAACGGUUAGCGAUGAUGCUAAUAUGUUGGACUUGAACGCACCGCUUGAAACGAUUCAAUUUGAAUCAGCGAUGGCCCAACGUUAUCCGGCACCGUUGUCGCGUGAAAAUAGUGGCAGUCAGUUAUUGAAUACAUCAGGAUCUAAUCAAACGCAUGAAAUUAACUCUGUGGAUACAAUAAUGUCUGAGAAUCGUUCCUCUGCAGUAGGUGUUAAUGAAAGCAUGGGAUCUCCUGCCUCUACCUCAGAUUCGUCUGCUAUGCGCUUGCACUCUAAACAUUUCCCCACUACAAACGAUGGUGUCUCGAACAACCGAUCCUCAAGUAACGAAUUUCCAAGCAAAAGCGUGAUGAAAGGUCGUAUUUCAAAGAACCAACGACCAUUUAGACGUGAGCCACAUAACUACGAUAAAGCUCAGCCUACGCUGCAUCAAACAACCAUAUAUCAGCAAAUGUUGGCAGAACACCAAAAGAGCCAACAAAAUCAACAUUUGCAGCCUUCCUUACCUUGUACUGGCUUGCAGCAUCAAGCAAUGGCAUACCAUGCGCACCAACAACAACAGCAGCAGCAGCAACUGCAAUCAACGCCCACACAAUAUGCAACCCCAACUUCACUUAUAAGUGGAUCAAGUGGUACGGGAAGUGGCACUGUAUACGGUGCCUAUGGCAAUGUUGAUGUUUCAUCGUCUUCUAAUAGUGGCCUUAACAUUAACAAUAAUCUACUUAAUGUUUCUAUGAUAAACCCAAAGCCCAAGGGUUAUGCAAUAAUACAAACAACCACAAAUUGUCUCUCCAGCGCACCCCAAAUCAAUACCAAUAAUUCUACAAACACAUCAAUGAUGUUACAAACGGUAAAAACCGAGCCGCCUUCAGCCGAUGUGUUAUCCAUGUAUAAUUUAAACACUUCAAAUGAUGCGUAUGGCGGCGUUAAUACAAAUUUAAGUAGUAAUAAUAAUUCAAAUGCAUACAAACCUUACCCAAGUGUGAGUAAUUUUAAAAAAUCCGCUUCCACUGGUGGCUACAUAAAUAUGCGUGUCAAUACAAAUUCACCUUAUAUGCAUGAUCAGUCGUCUACUGCACAACAUGUGCAUCAACAAUCGCUGCCACUUAAUUUAGGCUGUCAGGUGUCCGCUUUGCCCAGCCCUCUACAAUUACAGGUACAAUCACAAUGCCAACUAUCACCUUCUUCUAGUCAUCAACACCAACAACAACAACAAGCAAGUCAGCAUCUUCUGACAACACAACAACAGCAUCAAAUGCAGCAGCUUAGUCAGCAACAGCAACAAACGGCAGUUAACAUUAUGCCGCGCGAAAUGUUUAGAUCAAAUAGUUUGCCACUUAAUGUAACACUACAGAAACUGGAAUCACGCUCCAGCCACGACAAUUUCGCUGUACCAAAAUAUCAAGCGAAAAAUAAUAAACCACGUUCGCGUAGUAACUCCAUACACCAACAUACAAUUGUAGCACCAAACGGUGCUAACAAGGCGAACAGUGCAAAAAGUAAUAGUCUCAUGGUGGCGCCACAGUUACAGUCUGCCACCAGCGAUCCCAUGCUGAAUAAUAGUACCUUAGCGCAACUUCUGACAACUAACUCCCGGUCGUUGCUUAAAAAACAAAGUUCUUCCUCAAGUGCCAUAUCUAAUUUAAACGUACCUAUGGAUGCCAUGCCAAUGCCAGCUGUUGUUGUACCACCGCCGGCAUCUUCGGCUGUAUCUGUAAAUGCAAAUAAAUCCCAAAAUAUUGGCAAUACACCCACCACCGCCAAUUAUUUUACAACUUCCAAUGUUCAAUGCACAAUAAGCACAACAGCAGGAACGCCGGCGGAGGCAACAUACACUCGCCAUGGGAUGCAUAUGCAUCAAGAACAGCUACAGAAAUCACCAAAAAAAUCUACUUCACUGCCAACACCGGCAGCACCUCCGAUGUUGCAUAGUCCUCCUGGUAGUAAGAUGAUGAGCUAUCCACCAACGGCCAGUCAGGCAGCAAUGUGCACUAAUACGAUGAGUUUAUCACCAGAAUCAUUUCAUGAUCAAGACUCACCGCUCUCGCCAACACAUAGCUUGAAGUUUCCCAGGGAGAAUCAAAGGCGCGCCGGGCACAUUCAUGCGGAGCAAAAGCGACGAUACAAUAUUAAAAACGGCUUUGAUUUAUUGCAUUCACUUAUACCGCAAUUGCAACAGAAUCCCAAUGCUAAGUUAAGUAAAGCAGCAAUGCUGCAAAAAGGCGCGGAUCAUAUAAAACAUUUGCGUGCUGAACGCAACCAAUUGAACGAUCACAUGGAAGCAUUGUUAAAAGAGAGGGAUAUACUUAAUAACUCGCUUACACAUUUGCAUUCAAUCCUUCCAGCGAAUGGUGCACCUGUAACACGUCAGGGUACGGAACAUGUUCGGCAGUUGUAUGAUCAAUAUGUACGCCAUCGUACAAUGCAAGACUGGAAGUUUUGGAUUUUGGGACUUAUAUUGGAACCACUGUUGUCAUCUUAUACUGCAUCAGUGUCAAGUGCCAGUCUAGAGGAAUUACGACGCACUGCGUUUUUAUGGGUUGAUCAGCAUUGUUCGUUGAUUGAUUUGCGACCAGCGGUUUCUAAUAAAUUAAAGUACUUGUCAAUGAAAACCGAUAUUUUGUCCGAUCCCCCAUCAACAUUGCAGGACGAAGUUGCAAAGGCUGUUUACAACAAUAGCGGACACCAUCCAAAUUUACAUGGAACUUAAAAUACGUACAUUCAUAUGUAAAUUAGUUAUAGUGAUAUAAAAUUUUUCGGUUUUAUUGAUAAUAUUUUCAAGAAUUUGUACAAAUCUUUUUUAUUCUUAAAAACGUGCCUAUGAAGUUUAAAAAAUAUAGUUAUUGUUAUACGUUAAUAAAGAAUAAAUAAAAAAAUUUAUAACAUA